Molecule: messenger RNA, 3875 nt
Organism: Doryrhamphus excisus (bluestripe pipefish)
Lineage: Eukaryota; Metazoa; Chordata; Actinopteri; Syngnathiformes; Syngnathidae
Gene: elf2b
Product: E74-like factor 2b (ets domain transcription factor)
Biological process (GO): regulation of transcription by RNA polymerase II; cell differentiation
Cellular component (GO): nucleus
Molecular function (GO): DNA-binding transcription factor activity, RNA polymerase II-specific; sequence-specific DNA binding
Source: RefSeq, a predicted model, not a curated record
AACGACGCAAACGCGCUUGUCGUUGUGUAUCACUCAAUCAAUCAAACCAAUAACACAGUGUCCGUUAGUAGAAAAACACCACGGUGACUGUUUUUUUUUCACCCUGUUACUGUUCAACUUUCCACACCGUUCUCUUUCACAGCUACGGAAGCCGAUGGUGACGCGGCUAGCAAGGCAAGCUAGGAGUUAGCAGACUGGAGCUACUAGCUACACAAACAUCAACAAACACAUAGACUUACACACGCAAAUUCAGCAAACGCCUAAUGGCUGCCAGGUGAACGUCCAGUUGUUGCUGUAAAAGUUUACUAUCCCAAGAAGAGAAGCAAAGAGUGGACAUAUUUGACGGGCCCGCCUUUCCCGACAGCGGUGGAAGCAGUGGGGAGUCACAUGACUGCUCAUCGCCGAGGAAUAUGAGUCAUGACCUCAGUGGUUCUAGUUGACUCUGGUGGGACUGUGGUGGAGUAUGUCACAGCCGUGGAAGACCCCCACCAGCAGGAGGGUGAGUGUGAUGCGGACCUAGAACAAGAGGGACAAGUGGAGGACGAGGGUGAAGUUGAGGACGCCUAUGAAGAGGCGGAGCAUGGAAGAGAGGAUGAAAACUUCCCAGCCAUCAUUGUGGAGGAGGUGCCUGGUGCUGGCUUAGCUGAAGCGGUGUCGUACGAUGACGAAGCCAACGCCAUCCAGGAAGUUGGAAAUGAGCAGGAUGUGGAGUCAGAAAAGGGGGCAGUGGAGGCUUCUGUCCAAAGCGCCAAUGUGCACUGCUCUGACAAGACCAUUGAGGCUGCAGAGGCUCUCCUCCACAUGGACUCACCAUCCAGUGUCAGAGAAGACUGCAGCCCAGAAGCUUUUGUCCCACCGUACGUAGCAACGCCAGACUUUCUCCAUGCCGCCAUGCGUCCUGACAUUGCAGAGACUGAGGUGGAGAUCUCGACAGAGGACUGCUGCGGGGACGAUGACGAUGACGAAGAUGAGGAUGAAGACAUAGGAACCCUGUUAGAGGAGCCGGAGCCAGAACGUAGCCAUGAGCCUGUCAAAAAGAGGAGAGCUGGACGGAAAUUAAAACCAAACCAGUCCUCUUACUCAGCCGAUAUUGGCAUCAGGAAGAAAACCAGAGAGGGGAAAGGGAGCACCAUCUACUUAUGGGAGUUCCUGUUGGACCUCCUGCAGGACAAGAACACCUGUCCUAGGUACAUCAAGUGGACCCAGAGGGAGAAGGGCAUCUUUAAGCUGGUGGACUCAAAGGCCGUGUCAAAGCUGUGGGGAAAACACAAGAACAAGCCAGACAUGAACUACGAGACCAUGGGACGGGCUCUGAGAUAUUACUACCAACGUGGCAUCCUGGCCAAAGUUGAGGGCCAACGGCUGGUCUAUCAGUUCAAAGAAAUGCCCAAAAACAUAGUCAUAAUUGACGAGGACAAGGCAGACAUGUCCACCGCCGAUGACCCGAUGGAGACCGCCGCGUCCUACGAGCGCAUCCCACAGCCGUCGGAUGUGCUGCUCAAGGCGUCCGACCUGUCCCCCAGAAAGCCCAACAUCCUGCGAGGCGGGAACCGAGGCAGCUUGGUUCAGUCGUCUGCCGCCGUCUGCACCAAGACGGCGCCGGUCAGCGCCUCACGGACCGCAUCGGGAGACGGCAGGAAUCAGCAGGCGGCGGUCGUUUCCAGCGCUUCGGGGCCCAGGACGGUGCGGGUCGCCAUGCAGGUGCCGGUCGUCAUGACUUCGUUAGGGCAAAAGAUUUCUACGGUUGCUCUGCAGCAGCCAGCGGUAAGAUCAGGAGCAGCCGGUCAUGCCGCCCUUCUGUCCAGCACCGCUGCUGGAGGCACCAACUCCCAACAGAAGGUUGUCAUCCAGACCAUCCCCACCAUGGUCCCGGCCACAGCAGAGAACGGAGAGAAGAUCACGGUCCAGCUGGCCAAGAUCAUCACAAUCCCCGCCCAUCAGUUGGCUCAGUGUCAGCUUCAGACCCCCGCAGACGCCAAGUCCGGCGUCGGGGGUUCAACACCGGGAAUCGGCCUCCUCGGAAGCCCCCUGACGGUCCAGACCCUCACUCCGGUCAGCAUGGCCUCGGGGGCGCAGGUGAUGAGACUGUCCGUGCCGACUCAGGCCCAAGCGCAGACUCUGGUGGUGUCUGGGAGCGCCAGCAGCGGGGCGGUCACCGUGUCGACGGCCAAUCGGGCCGCGGCAUCACAGCCUCGCAUCAUCGGGGGCGUUUUCAACGGCUCUGAGCUGGUGGUGGGAGGCGACAAGGCCAAGGCCGCCGGUGUUCAGGUACAAGCUGUUCAAAUGGCGGUGGCGGUCCAACAGAACCUGGCCCCACCCCAAAGGGACCCUGAUGCGCGAAGCAAACUGGAAACACCCGUCACAAUAAAGACUGAAGAUCCCGAGUGUUGAUCUGCCAAUCAUUCUCCAAUCAAGCGGGUCAUAAAAUCAUGUUGUUAUUCUUGAUACCAGCAGACUUGGUUUUUGUAGUCUAAAACUUCUUCCACAUAGCCUGGAAGCCUCAACAUAGGAAGACAGACUUGAAUGGGACCAGCCCAGAUCCGCCACCGAUCUGCCCGGAUCGAACAAUACUCUCAUUUUUUAAUGAACACUGACACACUACAACUAAUUAGAAAAGUCAGCGGAAGCUAACCCAGCCAACGCACGUAAGACGAUUGUUCAACCAGCAGUUUUUUUUUUACUUCAGUCUCUGUUCCAACGUGUGGUGCUACAUGGGGGUCUGAAAGAGUGGGGGUGUGUUUCAAACACAUACAUGUACAUACAUAUACAGUAUAUGUUAUACAUGUAUAUGUAUACAGACGUGCUAAAAGUGGGUAUACACUUUAAAAAAUGUUUCAUUUUAUUACAAUUACAUGGUCGAGCAAAUAACCACCAGGGUCUCUUUAAUUUGUGCCAAAUUAAAAAAAAAAAACAUUGGUCUUGACAGCUGUGGCUGUAGGCAACCUCCAUGUAUUUAAAAAAAAUGUCAGUCGCUGCAAUAGAAGUAUCAUAGCGAGUGGUCAGCAUCCAGCAGCAGCAUCUCGUCACACGUGCUUUAAAAGUGUUAUUGAUCAUUAAUACUUGCAAUAAAUGUGAUCAAAUGAAAGAUUCCAAAGUGUAUCCCUACAAAAGGCACGCCUGCGUGUAGAUUACUGUAUGUAUAUACUGAAUAUGUAUGUGUGUAUAUAUGUAUUUACUGGUUUACAGAGCAGCCUUACAUGUGGCGUCUCAACUGUAAGCUGAGCUGAAGUUUAGACUUUGUCGUUUUCCUAACUUUACCAAGCACAGUAUUAUGGGGGGGUGGGGGUGGGGGGGGCUAAUUGACGUGAGCUUUCUGUGCUGCCUCGGCUUGGCACGCCUACCACAGAGACCACCAUCAUGUAUGCACAAGCUACGCUGCCACCUGUGAGGAAAGUUAAGUCGUAUUGCGUUGUAGCGUUUGAGUUCCUGAAUAAAAAGUCUUUUUUUUUUUUUUAUAAUCAAGAAUACAAAUUUCAACUUCUCAAAAUUACAUUUUUAACAGAUGUUAUCUGUAGGGAAGCCUGCAGGCCUCAUUGAGUUAGCUGUCCUUGGCAGAAUGUUGAUAGGAUUUCUUUUCUAAUGUAACAAAUAUGUAUAUAACCUAAUCAUUUUAUUUUAUUUUUUGGCAAAAUGUAUCAAAAUACUGAAUGCAAUGUCAGUCUUAGUCUCUGGUCAUUUGAAAAGGUCAUUUUUUGUCAUGUUGGCGCUCGCCCCACAUUUCAUUUUUUUUAAUCUAAAGAGGGAAAAUACAGAAGUUUGUGUUCAGACUGAACUGUUUGUAUAUUCAACAUUUGAAGUAUAUUAUAUUUUGUUGUACUCUUGUUUCAAAGUGUAUUAAAGUAGAUUUUACUCAAGCAUAAAACAUUUGAAACUUG